Molecule: messenger RNA, 1055 nt
Organism: Lolium rigidum
Lineage: Eukaryota; Viridiplantae; Streptophyta; Magnoliopsida; Poales; Poaceae
Product: post-GPI attachment to proteins factor 3-like
Exons: 5
Coding region: 1-1050 (349 amino acids)
Biological process (GO): GPI anchor biosynthetic process
Cellular component (GO): endoplasmic reticulum membrane
Molecular function (GO): hydrolase activity, acting on ester bonds
Source: RefSeq, a predicted model, not a curated record
AUGGGGCGAGGCAGCAAGGCUUCACUGCUGCUGGUGAUGCUUCUCGGUCUACUGGCCGCGGCCUUUGCUACUUCCGCGGCGGCGGAGGACGGCGACGCCGAUCCGCUCUACAGAUCUUGCGUGGAAGAAUGCCAAAAGACCGGCGCCCUCAAAGAGGACUCCAUCAAGCACUGCAUUGUUCCCACCGAUGAUCAGCCCGCUGACAAAUCCUGGUACGCGCACGAGCCGCUGUACCUGCAGUGGAAGGAGUGGAACUGCAACAGCGAAUGCCGGUACCACUGCAUGAUGGAGAGGGAAGAGGAGAGGGAAGAGCUUGGCCCAGGGCCGGUCAAGUAUCACGGCAAAUGGCCUCUGAAACGUGCAUCCGUGUUUCAGGAACCUUUUUCGGCAGCUCUAUCUGCUCUGACUCUUCUUGUGCAGUUCAAUGGAUGGCUAUCUUUUUUCCUCUUGCUUUCAUACAAGCUGCCUCUCAGACCUGAAACUCAAGCGACGUACUAUGAAUAUACUGGACUCUGGCACAUUUACGGGCUCCUGGCCAUGAAUUCGUGGUUCUGGAGUGCCAUAUAUCACAGCUGUGAUACCGCUUGGACAGAAAAGCUAUAUUUCUCAUCAACUGCUGCCUUCCUGGGCUACUCCCUCAUCUUGGCCAUACUGCGAGCUUCAAGUUUGAGGGAUGAAGCUUCACGGGUGAUGGUUGCAGCUCCAAUUCUGGCUUUUGUAACGACCCACAUCUUGUACCUGAACUUCUACGACCUUAACAAAGGCCUGAACACGAAGGUUUGUACUGUUAUUAGCAUUGCUCAGCUCCUCGUGUGGGCAUUGUGGGCUGCUAUGACAAGGCAUCCUUCACGGCUGAAGAUCAUGUUUGUUGCUCUUGGGGGUAUCCUCUCAGUAUUCCUGGAAGCCCAAGACGUUCCUCCACGGUGGGGGUAUGUAGAUGGUCAUGCAGUCUGCCUUGCCAUGGCUAUUCCCAUGUCGUACCUUUGGUGGAGCUUCGCCAAGGAAGAUGCUGAGAUGCGCACGUCGGCAAUCCUGAAGAAGAAACGAUGACAAGG